Messenger RNA from Rotaria sp. Silwood1, 1466 nucleotides. The record is from the annotation of a GenBank genome assembly. Lineage: Eukaryota; Metazoa; Rotifera; Eurotatoria; Philodinida; Philodinidae.
AUGAAUAAGAAAAUUGUGAUUGAUUUAUCUUCUAUUUAUAAUUCAAUAACUACACCAUCAUGUAAUUUGUUAAAUAUUAAUUUAAUUAAUCAACAUAUAGAUCCUUCGUCUUUUCGUAAUCUAUCCACAAAUAUUAAUACAGAUCGAAAUUUGUCACAUUCAAUACAUGUUAUUACAAUUAACAAUCUAAAUUUAUCUCUAUCAGACAUACAAAUAUUUCUUAGUUUUGUUGAAAAUAUAAUUACAUCUGAUCCAUCCCAUCAAGGUUAUGUACAUUCAUGUGUUCGUGGUAUUUACAAUGAAAAUUUAUUAUUUUUUAAUCUAGCAGGUAAUUGCAGAUAUUGUCCGAAAAAGAAUGGUCAUCAUCAACGUAAUAAAGUAGCUAUCAUGAUAAAUACUAAAAACUAUACAUACCGUGUUCGAUGUAAAGAUAUCGAAUGUAAUAAUACUAGCUUAUCGUGGAAAAAAAUAAAAUGAUUUUUUUUAUUUAAAUCAUAAACGCUUCAUUAAUUAAUAUACAAAACUUUUAUUCACUAAGAAAUAAUAAAUUUAUAUGUCUGUUUUUAUAAUGCCUAAUCAUAAAAAAACACGUUCAUCUCACAUACUUGUUUCAUUCUUCGUUUUUCUUCUCUACUUUUUUUAGUAAUUUUUUUUUAAUAUAUAUUAAUUCAUUUUUCGAUAAAAUUCAAGAAAGUCGAAUUUGAUAAUAUUCUAUUUUCUUCUAAUUAACAAUAAGAAAUCAAUCUAAUAAAACACGCAUUUCUGUAUUCUUUCAUCAACAUAUCUCUUGCUUGAAUAAUCUUAUGGAAAAUAUAAAAUAAAAUUGUGACAUAUAUUCAACUAACCACUUAUUAAUUGAAAUUGGUAAGUUAUAUGAAUUAUAGUUCGGAUAAACUAAUGAUCACAAUAUAGGAUUAAGAAAUGAGUCAUAUAAUGCAAUAUUAAUAUUCCAUUUAGUGAAAUUAAGGAUUUGUUAAACCGUCUGAUUUAAUAUACUUGUUGGGAAGUCAUUCUAGAAAUAUUAGAAAACAAAAUUAGGCUAUUAAACAUGAGUAAUAAAAUACUUGAACUAUAGAAUCCUUUUAAUAAAUUUUUACGAACAUUUGAGAUGAGAAACAAACCUUUGAGCUAGAAAAUACUUUUUUCUUAGUUUAUAUAUUCAAUUAAGAACUAUUGAUAAGCUUAAAUGUAUUUUGACGAAGAUUUGAGAUGAAGAAUAAACCUUUGAGCUAGAGAAUAAAAAAAAUCUUCUUUUCAAUCUCUAUAAUUAACUACGAGCUAUAGUUAGAUUUCAAUGUGUUGAGACGAACAUUUGACAUGAAAACAAAAGCCUAUGAGCUGGCAAAUAGAAUUUUUUUUUCAAUUCAUAAAAUUAAUUACGAACUAUAGUUAGAUUUCAAUAUAUUUUCACGGGCGUUUGACAUGAAAAACAAACCUUUGAGCCAGAGAAUAAAUUUUUUUUGUUU